Molecule: messenger RNA, 2810 nt
Organism: Salvia miltiorrhiza (redroot sage)
Lineage: Eukaryota; Viridiplantae; Streptophyta; Magnoliopsida; Lamiales; Lamiaceae
Product: protein IQ-DOMAIN 13-like
Exons: 6
Coding region: 908-2671 (587 amino acids)
Molecular function (GO): protein binding
Source: RefSeq, a predicted model, not a curated record
UCUUUAUGUUGAAUUUAGAUGUUUCUUCCGUUGUGAAAUUGUGGUCUGACAUAGAAAUGAUGUUAGUCUCUCAUCAUUAUUAAUCAUGAUGCCGCCUUGAAGAAAGGAAGGAACUAUCCCUAAACAAGAGAGAGAGCUAAAAGGUGGGGAGCCCCAACAUUAGAAAAUAAAGUUGCAACCUUUUGCAAGCAAGAACCUGAUUCAAAGUUCCACACACACACACACACACUGGUAAAAAGUUGUGGGCAGUUUACCAAUUUUUCAAAGAUUCAAGGCUGGGAAAAGGGUGUGCUGCUAUGGAGGAAAUAAGUAUGUUAUGGCACACCGAGAAAGAGGCUGGAUAAAGGCCUAGAGUCUAGAGAGAGAAACUUGUAUAGGCUUAGAGAGAGAAAGAGAAGGGGCCGGGCUGGUUUUUCUUCUUUCUUUUAGUCGGUGCAGCUUUGUUAAAGGCUUCUGGAGGUAGGAGCAGCAGUUAAGGUGAUGAGAAAUUAGGAAUCUUUUUUUUUAAUUGCAUGUGUAGUUAUACAUAUGAUCUCUUGGGAUUAGGCCUGUUUCUGCCUGCAAAUGAUGGAAAACAGGAAAAGGUUUUUGUUUUUGUUUUUUUUCUUUUGCUUCUUUUCAUGUCAAGAAUUUUUUAUGUAUUAUUUUUAUUUGUUGGUUCUGUAAUUUUGCUCCUGUUUUUUCUUUUCUAUUCUUGCUUCUCUUUGCACGACCUCAUCCUUGAAUUGAAGAAUUUAUUUUCAGUGGAGGCUGCUGCUAAAUUGGGUGGAUCUUUUUUGUUUGCUUGAGAAAUUGCUGUAAAUUGGGGGAUAGGCUUAUAAUUUGCUGGUGUUAGUUAACUAGUUCUUGAUUUGAGAAAUAAUGAGUAUGAUUCGGUUAUUGUGGGAGAAACAGUAAUGCUGAGAACAUGGGGAAGAAGGGAAGCUGGUUUUCAGCAAUCAAAAGGGUUUUCACAAACAACUCAAAGGAAAAGCGAGCCGAUGGACCUGACAAGAAGAGCAGCAGCAAGGAAAAGAAGAAGGGUAAGGGAAUUUUAAGGCACGGAGAAACCAAAUCGUUUAUUCCCCUGUUCAGAGAGCCUAGCAGCAUCGAGAAAAUACUAGGUGAAGCUGAUCAACUGCUGAUUAGGCCUCCUCCUACAUCUUCUGAACGGCCAAAAUCACCCCCUGCUCUGCCUGUAAGGCCAGUCUCACCAAGGGCUGCUUCGCCAAAAGCCGCUUCUCAUAGAGCUUCUUCCCCUAAAUCUACUUCUCCAAGAGUUUGUUCUCCGAGGGCCCCUUCUCCGAGAGCUCCUUCUCCGAGGGUUGCUUCUCCAAGGGCCGAUUCUCCAAAGGCUGCACCUUCAAAAACAUUCUCCACUGGGGCUGUUUCUCCCAAGGCUGUUCCUCUGACAGCUUUCACUUCCGGGGCUGCUUCUUCCAAGGCUGCUGCUUCUUCCAAGGCGGCUGCUCCUUCCAAGGCUGCUCCUCCUAAGGCAACUCAAAGCAGAAAGGAAAUCAGGUAUGUGCAGAGGCCAGAACCGACUUUAAGAGACCAGCAACUUUCGGCCACGAAAAUCCAGGCAGCGUAUAGAGGUUACCUGGCAAGGCGGAGUUUCCGAGCCUUGAGGGGUUUAGUGAGGCUUCAAGUGGUGGUGAAAGGACAGAAUGUAAAACGGCAGACAAUGAACGCCAUGAAACAAAUGCAGCUCCUGGUCAGGGUUCAAACACAAAUUCAGUCACGGCGGAUCCAAAUGUUAGAGAACCAAGCACUCCAGCACCACACAUAUAAGAGUAAUAAGGAUGCGGAGAGUACCCUGAGCAAAUGGACCUUGAACCAGAUGUCUGAGGCUGGCCAAAAUGACGAUUGGGAUGAUAGCGUGCUAACAAAGGAGGAGGCGGAUGCAAGGCUACGGAAAAGAGUCGAGGCUGUCAUUAAGAGACAGAGAGCAAUGGCCUAUGCGUACUCUAACCAGCUCUGGAAAUCUAAUGCAAAAUCAACUCAAAGUUCUUCUGACGUUCGAUCUAACGGAUUCCCAUGGUGGUGGAACUGGUUAGAACGUCAGCUACCUCAAGCCGGUAGCUCCCAGAGCCAAGCUGCAACGGGGAGCAUCUCGUUAACCCCUCCGAGGCCCGUUUCAGAGUUCAAACCUCACGCAAGCAGCAAGCUCGGGAAUCUCAUGUUCGACAAUCAUGAGUCUGUCACACCCCGAUCAUCCAGGUCAGCAGUCCCUGCUCGAGCAAAGCACUUUCAGACCACCCCGGGCAGGAGUCCUCUUGGAAGCAGCUCGAGUUAUGCCAAGUUCUCGAAACCAAGAGCAAGUGCGGGUAAUUCAGGUUACGAUACUCCUUUGAAAGAUGAUGAUAGUCUCGUGAGCUGCCCUCCGUUCUCUGUUCCUAACUACAUGACACCUACUGUCUCGGCCAAGGCCAAAGCGAGAGCGUAUAGUAAUCCGAGGGAAAGGUUUCCGGGGACUCCUGGCAGCAGCGACUCCAAGAGAAGGUUCUCGUUUCCUUUGACUCCGAAUGCUGGCUCAUUCAAGUGGAACAAAGGGUCUAAUAGGGAUUCUGCUUCGCAAGUGGGAACGGAGAAACGCGAGGAUGCGCGUUCCAUCGGAGAUUUCAGCGUGAAUUCGACGGUCUCUAUGCCUGCAGGUUUAGUUGGGAGAAAGCCAUUUAACAGAUUUGUGUGAUUUUUCUAAUUUUUGUGCAUGUAUUUGUUGUAAGAUUAUUGAGGUUGGUCUUUUAAAUUUUAUACACUGUUGAUGUAUGAAGGGUUGAAAUCUUUACUUACUGAUGUACAAUAAUGAAUAGGAGUGGUUGGUUUUACAA